AUGUUGAGCAACAUUGUUAAAAUGUUCGGAAGCACGUCGCUCUGUACCACUCAAUCGGUGCUUCUGCAGUCGUCGAGAAAUACAUUUGUGCUGAAACGUCGCUUUCCACCGAAUCUGUACAAGAAGAACCAAAAGCCGGGAAAGCUACGUGGACGACACUACGUGUACGAUUUGGUUGAGGAUACGACGAUAAAGAAAAAGCCAAACCUUGAGGUCGUGCUUACCACCUUUGUCGAGGGCGUAGGAUCGAAGGGAGAUGUAGUGUCGUUAAAGCCAAAUGUGGCAUACAAUAAGCUGCUGCUGCCGGGAUUGGCCGUCUACAGAACGCCCGAAAGCGUUGCGAAAUAUGCCACCAAGAAAGAUGAAAAGGAAACGGAAGUGCACAGUUCAGCUUAUGCACAAAGGACGGUAAACAAGCUGGAAAGCCUCAUACUGGCAGUUGUCAUGAACAAGGAUCAUGCGUGGGUAAUCGAACCAUGGCAUAUUAAAACCUCGCUCCGGAAAGCCGGAUACUAUGUGCCGGAACAUGCCAUCACCCUCCCGGAAACUAAAAUCACAGGACCGGAUCUGUUGAAACAGAACAAAGAGUUCUACUGCACAGUUACAAUCAACAAUUUGGAAAAGGCGCGACUACGCUGUCGAAUCCAUCACUGGAGUACCGAACCAAGCGAAAGAUUGCCAUACGUGUUUGAGCACUGGAAACUGGAUGCGGAACCACUAUUCGGAAAAGAAGCGUAA
Anopheles marshallii is the source of this 738-nucleotide messenger RNA. It is a transcript of the gene mRpL9, whose product is annotated as 39S ribosomal protein L9, mitochondrial. Bases 1 to 738 code for a protein of 245 amino acids. The transcript is spliced from 3 exons. Gene Ontology annotation, cellular component: mitochondrion; ribosome. Gene Ontology annotation, molecular function: structural constituent of ribosome. Gene Ontology annotation, biological process: translation. The record is from RefSeq and is a predicted model, not a curated record. Lineage: Eukaryota; Metazoa; Arthropoda; Insecta; Diptera; Culicidae.